AUGCCAGAGUCAAGAUUGCAAACACUAGCUAACUUGAGAAUAGGAACUCCGCAGCAACUUAGACGGACUUCCAUAAUAGGUACCAUUGGACCUAAGACAAAUAGCUGCGAGUCCAUUACUGCCCUGAGGAAAGCAGGCUUGAACAUCAUUCGAUUGAACUUCUCCCAUGGCUCCUACGAAUUUCAUCAAUCAGUGAUCGAAAAUGCUGUGAAAUCAGAACAGCAAUUCCCUGGCAGGCCGCUUGCCAUUGCCCUGGAUACCAAGGGUCCCGAGAUCAGAACAGGUCGCACACUGAAUGACCAGGAUAUGUAUAUCCCUGUAGACCACCAAAUGGUUUUUACCACUGACGCAAAUUUUGCAAACACCUCUAAUGAUAAAAUCAUGUAUAUAGACUACGCCAAUUUAACGAAAGUUAUUGUUCCAGGGAGGUUUAUAUACGUGGACGAUGGGAUUCUCUCUUUUAAAGUGCUCCAAAUCAUUGACGAUUCUAAUUUAAGGGUCCAAGCGGUAAACUCGGGUUAUAUCUCAUCUCGUAAAGGUGUCAACUUGCCCAAUACCGACGUCGAUUUGCCCCCUUUGUCCGCAAAGGAUAUAAAGGACUUGCAAUUCGGGGUCCGCAAUGGGAUUCACAUUGUGUUUGCCUCUUUCAUAAGAACUCCGGAGGAUGUCUUGACUAUCAGAAAAGCCCUCGGUUCUGAAGGGCAAGAUAUUAAGAUUAUUUCCAAGAUAGAAAAUCAACAAGGACUAGAUAAUUUCGACGAUAUCCUGAAAGUCACCGAUGGUGUCAUGAUAGCAAGAGGCGAUUUAGGAAUUGAGAUCUUGGCACCUGAAGUAUUAGCCAUUCAAAAAAAACUUAUUGCAAAAUGUAAUUUAGCAGGCAAACCUGUCAUUUGUGCAACUCAAAUGCUGGAUUCAAUGACCCACAACCCGAGGCCGACAAGGGCUGAAGUUUCAGAUGUGGGUAACGCUGUGUUGGACGGUGCUGAUUGCGUUAUGCUUUCUGGAGAGACGGCAAAGGGUGAUUAUCCAGUGGAUGCAGUUAAUAUUAUGGCGGCAACUGCUCUGAUUGCUGAAAGUACCAUCGCCCAUUUGGCUCUUUAUGAUGAUCUUAGAGACGCCACUCCCAAACCUACUUCGACUACAGAAACUGUGGCAGCUGCAGCCACGGCAGCAAUCUUGGAGCAAGAUGGUAAGGCCAUUGUUGUAUUAUCCACUACAGGGAACACGGCAAGGCUGCUGUCAAAAUAUAGACCAAGCUGUCCUAUCAUACUAGUGACAAGACACGCAAGAACGGCAAGAAUUGGACAUUUGUAUAGAGGUGUUUUCCCAUUUCUCUAUGAGCCAAAACGCCUAGACGACUGGGGUGAGGAUGUUCACAGACGCCUGAAGUUUGGUGUUGAAAUGGCGAGGUCUUUUGGAAUGGUGGAGAACGGUGAUACAGUUGUUUCCAUCCAGGGGUUCAGAGGGGGCAUCGGUCAUUCCAAUACCUUACGGGUUUCUACUGUUGGUGAAGAAUUCUAG
Molecule: messenger RNA, 1521 nt
Organism: Saccharomyces paradoxus
Lineage: Eukaryota; Fungi; Ascomycota; Saccharomycetes; Saccharomycetales; Saccharomycetaceae
Gene: PYK2
Product: pyruvate kinase PYK2
Exons: 1
Coding region: 1-1521 (506 amino acids)
Biological process (GO): glycolytic process
Cellular component (GO): cytoplasm
Molecular function (GO): pyruvate kinase activity; magnesium ion binding; potassium ion binding
Source: RefSeq, a predicted model, not a curated record